AUGUUUCCGAAUAACGCUGGCUUAUGCCGGAUUGUGUUGUUCGCCAACUUGGUGCUCGAAAAUCCAGAAGGCCGUUUGAACGCCUUGGGGGCCACCUACAGCUACAGGACCUCCAAACACGCGGAAGACAGCAGAAUGCACUUACCAGAAAGCAAUGGCUGUUGCACGUCUACGUCUUCUGAGCUGACUGCACUGGUGUCAAGGCCGCAACGGCUGAGAAAUAACAGGCUGAGCAGACUUAGGGAGCAGACUAAUAACAAAAGACGGGUGAUCUUCUGGGCAGUUUGGUACAUUCUCCCUGUCAUCCUAUGCUCCACUGAGAAAAUUAAUGCAGGUGUGUUACUUAUGUAUCAAAUCAUAUCUUCAAAGUGUCUCAAGUUCGGACGUUUUCUCAAACCGUUAUGUCAGGCCUCAACACCCUCAUCAAAAUUAGUGGAAUGGAUAAUUGAAGUGUACCAUCAAUCAGUAUGACAUCUAUCUUCGUAACAAAUGCGAAAGACAGUCAAAGAGACUUUCUAUUCAAGGUCGACGUCUAGGUAAAAACC
Acanthoscelides obtectus is the source of this 545-nucleotide messenger RNA. The record is from the annotation of a GenBank genome assembly. Lineage: Eukaryota; Metazoa; Arthropoda; Insecta; Coleoptera; Chrysomelidae.